Messenger RNA from Fundulus heteroclitus (mummichog), 1856 nucleotides. Its product is annotated as tyrosine kinase receptor Cad96Ca. Gene Ontology annotation, cellular component: signaling receptor complex. The record is from RefSeq and is a predicted model, not a curated record. Lineage: Eukaryota; Metazoa; Chordata; Actinopteri; Cyprinodontiformes; Fundulidae. Gene Ontology annotation, molecular function: transmembrane receptor protein tyrosine kinase activity; ATP binding. Gene Ontology annotation, biological process: protein phosphorylation; multicellular organism development; cell surface receptor protein tyrosine kinase signaling pathway. The transcript is spliced from 11 exons. The coding region runs from base 50 to 1330 and encodes 426 amino acids.
AAGUGAUGUUCUUGUACUCUAACAACUCCAACCUGUACUCUUUGAGAGGAUGACAUCCAGCAAAGACGCUCUCGGAAAUAAAAUGUGUCUAGAGUUCUACAUCGUCCUCGGAGUGCUGUUCUUCGUCCUGCUGCUGUUCAUUGUGCUGGGCGCCGUGUUUCUGAGAAAGUACCGCGCCUUGGUUGGGACUGUCCACAGGCUGCGGGGGAGCAAGUUUGUUCCUCAUCAUUUCCCUCAGUUGGAGGUCCCAGUUGUGACACCCCCAGUCCCAUCCGUGGAGGAUGAGGAGCACCUUCCUCCACAAACUCCUGUGCAGACCACCAGCACGACCAGAUUAUCUUCCAAGAGGCUUUGGAAAGGCCUGCAGCAGGAACCUCGGUUCACCAAGUCCGACCUAAACCUGCUGCAGCUGAUCAAAGCGGGGAAGGAGGGAGUUUUCUACCAGGCCAGAAUGAGCAGAGGGACGUGUAACGGCCACAGCAUGUUCACCUGCAAGAUCAGCAAGGAAGGUGUGCGACCCAAACAUGUGGACAUGGAGAUUUGCAUCAUGAGGAAACUGAUUCACCACAGAAACAUCCUCCAGUUACUGGACUGGAACACGAGUGAACAGCCUUACAUCCUGAUCAUGGAGUAUGUCAGCUAUGGCACGCUGAGGACCUUUCUCCAGACCAACAGGGUCCAUCUCCUUGGAAACCCAGAGCUCCAGAGCCUCCUUACCAUUGCUUCCUACCACAUCGCUCUGGCAAUGCAGCACCUGCGCUCCAAAAUGAUCGUUCACUGUGACUUGGCCCUGAGGAACAUCAUGGUCAAUAAGUUUCCCUGGGAAGUGAAAUUAGCUGAAUUUAGUCUGGCCCGAGACAUGACCCGCAUGGUGAGCCGCCGCAGCAGCCGCUGGAGGAACCCACGAACUCGCGUGCCACUGCGCUGGUACCCGCCUGAAUACUUCAAGAACAACUACUACAGCUUCAAAGGAGAUGUGUGGGCGUUUGGCAUUGUGCUGUGGGAGAUGCAGACAUUUGGCACAUUACCAUACCCAAACCUGGAGACAUCAGAGGAAGUGGUGUUCCACAUCUGCAUGGGUCAUAAGAACACAAACCCCGAAGGAUGCCGACCAGAAAUGCUUCACAUCAUGCGUGACUGCUGGCAGGAGCCUUAUACCCAGAGACCCUCAUUCAAGGACCUCGUAUGCAUGCUGGAGAACAUCGUGGAGAAUGAUGCAGAUUACGUAGAUGUGGAGAGUCCCCAGAAUUUGGUGAAAGAUCGAGCAGAAUAUCAUGAUUCCAAAAGUCUACGAGCGAGUGUCGCCUUGAAAGAAGAACAUGAAGUUUAAAUUACAGUACAUUUAUUAAACCUGUAUUAUCAUUUGACUCAAGAACUAUUGGCUUAUUAUGUACGUAAGACUCUGAAGUGCUGCAAAGUAAUCAGAUCAGGAUCCUAUCAUACAAUGUAGUUUGGUGGUUCUAUAAGUUUCUAUUUUCUUUCAUUUUAAAUCUUGUAUUAUAUAUGUCGUUAUUUUAUUAAAGCAAGCUUUUAAAGUACCUGUUUUUGCUGGACUUCUGCAGCACAAACGUGUAUGUCUGUUUUUAAGGGCAGUUUUCCAUUUUGUUGAACAUAAAGCUAAAAUGAAAAGAUAGAAAUGUUAUUCCUGAACAUUAGAAUACAAACACACAUACACACACACACACACACACACACACACACACUAGCCUGUGAAAAAGGCUGAAAACACCUUUCAGACAGUGCUGGAGAAAAUAAAAUGCGCUUUUUGCACUGCCGUUAACAAGGAGCACCUGAAGUCAUAGACAUUAUACAUAGAAGCCUCAUUACGUGCUACAGCGCAUCCUGCGUCGCCGCCA